Hylaeus volcanicus is the source of this 11141-nucleotide messenger RNA. RefSeq names its product phospholipid-transporting ATPase ID (gene ATP8B). Gene Ontology annotation, cellular component: plasma membrane. The record is from RefSeq and is a predicted model, not a curated record. Gene Ontology annotation, molecular function: ATP binding; magnesium ion binding; ATPase-coupled intramembrane lipid carrier activity. NCBI's taxonomy places the organism in Eukaryota, Metazoa, Arthropoda, Insecta, Hymenoptera, Colletidae. Gene Ontology annotation, biological process: Golgi organization; phospholipid translocation. Bases 3562 to 7929 code for a protein of 1455 amino acids. The transcript has 22 exons.
AAGACGGUCCUGGCUGGAUUAUAAAAGCGCUUAUCGCGUGCUCGUUCACCCGUAUCUUUUCCUUGAAUUAAAAACGUCGCGUGCGGUGCGAUCAUUCGCGGUUUUCCGUCGGCGGUUCGCGCGGUAGCCACCCCACCUCGAUACACGCCCGUGGCGUUUUUCCUCUAUCCGUGGGGAGCGCGCACCGAUGGAGGAGGGAAAUGCCACCUCGCGGUUUCGUUCGUCAGUCGAGAAUGGCGUAUGCUUUCGACCGGACGCCUUUUCUGAUCGGUGAACGCGCUGAGACGCUCCACUCCUUUCGCGAGACACGAGGGCCGCGCUCCUCGACGCGAACCACGUUUCUUUCAUCCGAUAAAAAAAUCGUGACUCGUCUAUCCCAAGGAAAGUAAUCGUACGUUCCUAAACAAGUGUGCCUCUCUCUGAUUGCGACGCGAUCGAAUAAUCCUACCAGUGACCAAGCGGAAUCGAAAAAUUCGUGGCGCGAGUGGUUGCUUGCAAACCAGCGAACGUUUCUGCGGUUCCUACGACGAACGUUCGUUGAGAAACGUCGACGAACGGUGUUGCGUGCCUCUGAGACGUCGUUUUCCAAACUGUGCUCCAAUUAUGAACAAGCGCGGUGUGGGGACAAUCGUAAAUAAUUGUUGGGAGAAUACAGUAAAUCGAUUUUUAGUAUUUGUAGGAUACGCUUGUGUUGUUAAAGAUUUUAAUCGUUCUACUUUUUUUUUUUUUUACUAGUAUAAAGAUCGAAAACGACUCCUCAAUUGCCCAGUGAAGAAUACCCAACAACCCCCAUUCGCGUCUUCGAAUCAACGCCCGAACAGUUCAAGACUAGCCCACGAAAAUCAACGCAAGAUCACCUGUGUGACCAAGGAAACUUUCCUCAAAGGGUCGUUGCACUACCGAAUUGAUCGGAGUAUUUUCCGAGCGUCCUUCAUCGAUCCCACGUGGGCGGCUCGCGUCGACGAGGAUCGACGCCUGGAAGUCGACUCGAGACUGGAAUCACCGCUGGAAGAAGGGCAGGCGGUUUCGAAAGUCGACGGUAUUUCGUGGACACUCGAAGCACGCGUCUCGGGAGUCCCCUAAGCGAAGGUGGUCGAUCGCUGCGAAGGAUUUCUCGCAACCUUGACCCACUGGGAUCGGUACGCUGUUACGAUUACGACCCGCGCCGGAUGAGCGACGCUCCGAAUGGAGGCUUCUCGAAGGAUGUUUUCACGACCAUGGGACCACGGUUGUUGAACGAAUCGCUCGGGAACCGGUGAACGCGCGCGGGUUUUUUGGUGACAACACCGUGGAAGCGUCAGAUGAAACAACUACUAUGCGAAGACAUGACUCCUGGUGGUCCUCAAGCGUGUGCUCGCCAAGUUCAGCGUGGGAGGGGAUAGGUGAGAGUUGGCGAGGCGCAGGAGAGGUGUUCUCGGACACCAAAAGCUGGGGCACCCUGACGAGGCGGUCCUGGAGGAGGAGGUGGGUCGCAGGAGAGAGGAAAGAAAGGAGGUGACCAUCCACCCCACAUGGACGCCACCCCCAAAGGACCCCCCGUACCCCCCACACCGGAUAUCCUGUCAUCACUACUUAGCCGCGGAAUAUCCGACCUGAACUCAGGGGCGUCGUUCUGUGACCCGUACCCGCGUCAACGUUCCCGUCGAAUAUCGAGGCAUCCGUCGCUUGAUGAUCGUCGUACGACGGAAACGACCGCCUACGCGUCAUCGUCAUCCCUCACGUGCCUCAAUCUCUCUCGUCUUUUUCGCCGUAAAUCGAAACGAUUGCCGAUUUUCUAUCACCGCGUCCCCAAGAAUCAACCAUUUCGAACACGAAAGCCGACCAAGGACGGAACGUCGACCUUGCCCGCGUCCAGAAGCACUCGUUUCCGGUUCCCAUCGGUAGAUACCAUAGACAGGAAGAGAGUACCCACGAUCGCAACGACAAACCCGCCGACCGGCGAUAGGAGACCAUUUUUUACCCUCGUUUUUACACCGCGGCUAUCGUGCCGUACGUUUGAUGCAUUUUCUACGACGCCAGCCGUCAACCAGCGUCGCCGCGCCCGGAAAGUACUUUUGAGAGGCGCCACCUUCCCCGUGAAACAUAUCUACAGACUCCGUCCAAAAGCGCCUAACUCAGAGCUACAGCCUAAUAGACUACGCGAACAAUGUCGCGCAGCGCUGCCACGCGUCCUAUGCAAGUGGUGAAAUUAAUUUUUUCUUCAAAACGCUGGGACUCUUUGGGAAACUCGUAAGGAACUCUUCAGCAUUGGAAUGGGAUCAUAUUUGGACUCAUCUUCAUUGGGAAAACAUCCCCAAUCUAUUGGAAAUAUCCACGGCACCACCAGCGUCGCGACGCGUGGCGCCGUCAGGGGACGACGCCUCGAAGUCUUUCAGCGAUCAUCGAGCAAAUACCUCCGUUCGACGACUCGGAUUUUCGUGUCGUACUGUUCGGUGUGUAAAGCCACGCCGUCGUGCGACGGCACCCUCGUGCAGUGCGUGAGAACGUGAUAUAUACGGGUGCGCGACGCGUAAGAAUUUUUCUCUCGUUACCGCCGUGGGUCAGUAAUCCGUGGACGAAAACACGGCCGAUCCGCGGGUCAGAAGUGUCACGGAGACAAUGGUUAUGAUGACGGCAGUGCUGACAGUGGCAGAAAACAUAGAAUGCCGGUGUCGAUGUUCCACGAUCGUAGAAACGAUAGAUGGUGUCCGCCCAACGCGCACCGGCUGACCAGUUACCCAAGAAAAUCGUGAAAAACAAAAAAAGAAGAAGAAGAAGAAGAAGAACGGAACAGUGGCCAGUGUCUCUCGUUGUACGAUCCGUUCCUGUCAUCGACGACAUUGCACGGCCACUCUCUCUCUGGAUUGAGAUUGUUCGUUCGUCUGGUGCUGUUUCCCGUAGUCUCGAAGGAAGCAGCAUCCUCUCGUACGGACGGAUCGAUCGUCAUCGAGGCAUUUCUGAACGUUUUUGUGUGCGUCGACGAAGCGAAAACGUUGUCUUCGCCGUGAAAUAUCGCGUUUACGGCCUCGAUAUGCUGGCUCGUCAACGACGAUCGUUAUAACGACGUCGCCCUCGUCGACGCGGGCGCUUCGACCGCCUAUACCUUUGCACUGACUGCGAAAACAUCGAGAAAUCCCCUCGAACCGCAUAGAAGACCGCGUGACCGUCGGCAGUUCUCGAAAGUCGCGCCUUGGGUACCGCCUUCGACUAUCUGAAAUGUAUCGAGGUUUCGCUCCGGUAUCGUCGCCUCGAUACUGUCACGUGACACGGUCGCAAUAUUCGAAUUUCUCGCUCGUCGCUCCGGUAGAAGGACUCGGCGUCGCGGAAUUAUGCUGUGACCCAGUGCGCAACGACGUCGAAGAACCUGGCCGAUUUCCGGCCGAUCUCUCAACGACACGGAGCUACUCGUAAAGAGACGUUGUAGCGUAGCGAUAACAGGUAGUGCGAGUACAUGGUAUCGUUGAAAGGAAAAUGCCGAUCAAAGGACGGUGCCGUUCGUGGUUUAGUGGAAACGCGGUCAUACAAAAGCAUCGUCGUCUAACGAAGGUAAAGAUAACGGGCUAAUGCCGUCCUGCACCUGCAAUGAUUCGCGAGGACGAAGAAGAGGAGGGAUCCAGGUGGAAAUAUGUAAGAGGCGAGGCGGACAUCGUCUCGUCGGCACGGCUCAAGUGCCACGAGGAAGAAGAGGUGAAGGACUGCGACGAGGCCGACAAAGUCUCGGCGACGUGCACCACGACGAAAUCGGACGCGGAAGGUAGCCGGAAAGGAUCAACGACCGCGGCGUCGGUGUGCAACGACGAGGAAAACGCCACCGCGCGGAAGAAAAAGAAGAAACGUCGGAAAACGCGGAACAAGCAGCAGCUGCAGCUGCAUCAUCUACCGCAGGGUUCGCCGGACGACAAUCAACACUCGCACACGGUGGUGAACCUGCCUUCGUCCUCGGACGAGGUGGAGGCGGUUGGCGAAUGCUCGAAACGAGACUCGUCCAGCAGCUUGGGCGGCGCCAGCCGCCACAACACCCUACGGGAAUCUUUGCUCACGGUUCUUGGUAAACUGGUGAUCUGGAAAGGCACUAGGUACCGAUCGGCCACCGCUGCGUCCUCUUCAUCUUCGGCGCCGCCGAAUUCGCCGCCCGCUACCGAGUGCAUCGGCCGUAGCACAUCCUUUUUCUCCAGUGAAACGGAGAGGAGAAUUCGCGCCAAUAACCGCGAGUUCAACUCACAGUUUAAUUAUGCGAACAACUACAUCAAGACGUCCAAGUAUUCGGUUCUGACGUUCCUACCAUUAAAUUUAUUCGAGCAAUUUCAGCGGCUCGCUAACUUUUACUUCCUAUGCCUGCUGGUGCUUCAGAUGAUCCCCGCUAUCUCCUCCUUGACCCCCAUCACUACAGCCAUACCCCUUAUAGGGGUGCUCAUGCUCACUGCCAUCAAAGAUGCUUACGACGAUUUUCAACGGCACAGCAGCGAUUCGCAAGUGAACAAUCGGAAAUCGCAGACUUUGCGAGGGACUAGUCUCCGGGAGGAGAAAUGGUCGCAAGUUCAAGUAGGCGAUGUAAUUAGAAUGGAGAACGAUCAAUUCGUUGCUGCUGAUGUCCUUCUUUUAUCUACUAGUGAGCCAAACGGUCUUUGUUACAUUGAAACUGCUGAAUUAGAUGGGGAGACGAAUUUGAAGUGUCGGCAGUGUUUAGCUGAAACUGCCGAGAUGAUGGACAACCACGAAUUGAUUGGUCAAUUUGAUGGGGAGAUUGUUUGCGAAACUCCUAAUAAUUUGUUAAAUAAAUUUGAUGGUACUAUUACGUGGAAAGGGCGAAAAUACGCAUUGGACAACGACAAAAUUAUAUUACGGGGUUGCGUGCUGAGGAACACGCAAUGGUGCUAUGGUGUGGUCAUCUUUGCAGGCAAGGAUACCAAAUUGAUGCAAAACUCAGGGAAGACCAAAUUUAAGAGGACCUCUAUAGAUAGGCUGCUGAAUUUUCUCAUCAUCGGGAUAGUGUGCUUUUUACUUUCUAUGUGUUUGUUCUGCAUGAUCGGCUGUGGUAUUUGGGAAAGCCUAGUGGGCCGUUAUUUCCAAGUGUAUCUACCCUGGGACUCGUUGGUGCCUAGCGAGCCCAUGGGCGGUGCCACAGUGAUCGCUCUACUUGUGUUCUUUUCUUAUGCUAUCGUAUUGAACACAGUGGUGCCAAUCAGUUUAUAUGUGAGUGUGGAAGUUAUCAGAUUCGUUCAGUCGUUUUUGAUUAAUUGGGAUGAAGAGAUGUACUACGCACCUACGAAUACACACGCUAAAGCAAGGACUACUACGUUAAACGAAGAGUUGGGGCAAAUAGAGUAUAUAUUUUCCGAUAAAACCGGAACCCUCACGCAGAAUAUUAUGACUUUUAACAAGUGUUCUGUGGCGGGCAAAUGUUACGGGGACGUUAUCGAUGAAGUUACCGGGGAAGUCGUCGAUUUGAGCGAGACGGACAAAGCUGCCCAAACACCUACGAUGCGAUGGAAAAAUGGACAAGAGUUUGUUCAAGUUUAUACACCAAUAAGUGGUCCAAACGUACGUCUACUGGAACAUGUGGACAGGAUAACCAGUAUAAUUCCAGAACCAGGCGUCAAUGGCAGUCUGAUGGUUCCACGCAAACUUUCAACAGUACCGCCGUUGGAUUUUUCGUUCAACAAGGAUUACGAGCCGGAAUUCAAGUUCUACGACACCGCUCUCCUCGAAGCCGUGAAACGGAACAACGAAGAUGUUCAUAGUUUCUUUCGAUUAUUGGCGCUUUGUCAUACCGUUAUGCCAGAAGAAAAGAAUGGCAAGCUAGAAUAUCAAGCACAGUCGCCGGACGAGGCUGCCCUCGUAUCUGCCGCUAGAAACUUCGGUUUCGUAUUCAAAGAAAGAUCUCCGAAUAGUAUAACGAUCGAAGUGAUGGGAAAACGCGAGAUAUACGAGCUGCUUUGCAUCCUCGAUUUCAACAACGUUAGGAAGAGAAUGUCCGUAAUAUUGAGGAAGGACGGACAGCUCAGGCUAUAUUGCAAAGGAGCGGAUAACGUUAUAUACGAACGAUUAAAAAAAGGCAGCGAAGACAUGAUGGCGAAAUCAUUGGAACAUCUCAACAAAUUCGCGGGCGAGGGCUUGAGAACAUUGUGCCUUUCGGUCAGAGAUCUGGAUGAACAAUUUUUCAAUGAUUGGAAACAACGUCACCAAGAAGCUGCCUUGAGUCAGGAAAACAGAGACGACAAGUUGGAUGCGAUUUACGAGGAAAUCGAGAAGGAUAUGACGUUACUGGGCGCUACUGCCAUCGAAGAUAAGUUACAGGACGGCGUACCUCAAACUAUCGCUAAUUUAGCUCUCGCUGGUAUUAAGAUCUGGGUAUUAACUGGUGACAAACAAGAAACGGCUAUCAAUAUUGGCUAUUCCUGCCAGUUGUUAACAGACGACCUUACAGAUGUCUUUAUAGUGGAUUCUACUACCUACGAUGGCGUCGAAAAUCAAUUAUCGCGGUACCUGGAAACUAUCAAAACAACCUCCAGUCAUCAAAAUCGGCCAACGCUCUCCGUUGUCACAUUCAGGUGGGACAAGGAAAGCAGUGAUACUGAAUACAAUCCUAGCAGAGAUGAACAAGAUGAACACGAAAUGGAACAAGCAACAGGAUUUGCGGUAGUUAUUAAUGGGCAUUCCUUAGUUCAUGCAUUGCAUCCACAACUUGAACAACUUUUUCUCGAUGUAUCGAGCCAGUGCAAAGCUGUGAUAUGCUGUCGCGUGACACCCUUACAAAAAGCAAUGGUUGUCGAAUUAAUCAAGAAAAAUAAAAAUGCGGUGACUUUGGCAAUCGGUGAUGGAGCUAACGAUGUUUCGAUGAUAAAAACAGCUCAUAUUGGUGUUGGCAUCAGUGGUCAAGAAGGGUUACAAGCUGUAUUGGCAUCCGAUUACUCGAUAGGACAAUUUAGGUUUUUGGAAAGAUUGCUCCUCGUUCACGGCAGAUGGUCGUAUUAUAGAAUGAGCAAGUUUCUUAGAUAUUUUUUUUACAAGAAUUUUGCGUUUACGCUAUGCCACAUCUGGUUUGCCUUUUUCUGUGGAUUCAGCGCACAGACUGUAUUCGAUCCUAUGUACAUUUCUGUCUACAAUCUCUUUUAUACGUCAUUGCCUGUAAUGGCAGUUGGUAUCUUCGAUCAAGAUGUUAACGACAAAAAUAGUUUAUUGUAUCCAAAACUCUACGCACCCGGAUUGCAAAAUUUACUUUUUAACAAAAAGGAAUUUUGCUGGAGUGCCAUACAUGGUUUUUUUGCUAGUUGCGUAUUAUUUUUAGUUCCGUAUGGUACGUAUAAGGAUGGAGUAUCACCAAAGGGCUAUGUACUUUCUGAUCACAUGCUACUGGGAAGUGUCGUAGCCACUAUAUUAGUCAUAGUCGUGACGGUUCAAAUAGCCCUUGAUACAUCGUAUUGGACGAUUGUUAAUCAUAUUAUGGUUUGGGGCUCGCUCAUUUGGUAUUUUAUUUUAGACUAUUUCUAUAACUUCGUCAUAGGUGGUAGCUACGUUGGAAGUCUUACUAUGGCUAUGUCUGAAGCAACGUUUUGGUUUACAGCAGUCAUUUCAUGUAUCAUAUUGGUAAUACCUGUACUGUCGUGGAGAUUCUUCUUCAUUGAUGUUAGGCCAACUUUGUCUGAUAGAGUUAGGCUUAAGCAGAGGUUGGCGCAACUUCGUUCCCGCCAAAGUCAAGAUAUACUUCGUACUCCGUCUACGAGGCGGACACGACGAUCUCUUCGUUCCGGAUACGCUUUUGCGCACCAGGAAGGCUUUGGCAGGCUGAUUACAUCCGGGAAGAUUAUGCGAAAAUUACCAAAUGGUGCAGAUUUUAAGUUCGCCAUGCCGUUUACGAACAAUACCAGCAAACAAAUUAGUGUUGCCACCACGUCACCAAAGGACAAUGCAUCCAAAAAUUCGCACACACUGGAUACUAUUAAUCUGUAAUCUGGACAUUAUAUUAGUGAGACUUAUCAACUAAGAAUUGAGAUAUCAACUGAACUUUGUAUAAUAAAAGUUGGACUUUCAAUAAUCAUAUGAAUGGACUGAAGAAUAAUUUUACAAAUAUUUACAAAACGAAAUUGUGAAAUCAUCUUCAAUAUCGGAAGCAAACUGGACCGUGCUAAACUAUUCAUAUUCGAGAAGUUGUGAACAUAUUCUUCUUUACACUCAAAAAAAUGAUCCUAGUUACCUAGAAAAUGCACCGCCUAUAUUUUUCGUCUAAACUGAUUUAUAUAUACAUUUAUUUUGUAACACUUCUUGCUAAGUAGUAUUUGGAGAUGUGAUAUUAUUAUUACGGACAGCUAUAUCAUAAUGUAUGUAUUACUUAUUUUAAAUCCCUAAAUGGAUAUAUAAUUUCAUUUUUAUUUGCAAAUAACAUCCUUGCCCUAGAAUCUAAUCGCCAUGAUUUUUAAAUAAUAUGGUGUGACAUUACCUACUAUGUUGCGUUUAUAUUCAAAAUAAUUCGAAUAGUACGUAUUAAAAUGCAGUUUUUACAGACUAUUUGGGUUACUGAAAAUUGUUUUUUUUUUUUUAAUUUUUUAGUUUGAAGCAUUAAAAAAUCAGUUAAUUUGCAAACGAAAUGUACUGAUAUUGUUUAAAGAUCUUGGUAAAUAUUGACUUAAUGUAAAAAAUAAGAAUUUAAGGAGGAUAAGCAUUAUAAGGUAGUUAUAACACGUUGUUGGUUGCAUAAGUUGUUACAUAUGUUACUUUAAAUACUGAAUCAAAUGUCUAGAAACAAAAUGCGAGAGCAAAUUGUCUGCUGCAUGUGCUCUAUAGACUGCGCAUCAAUUACUGCUUAAAAAUAUUUGCUUAGGACAUAGUAUAAUUUAAAGGACAAAACAAUUGUACUCGUAGAUAUGUACAAUUGUUGAAUCUUCAUUGCAUUUCAUGUCCAGUGAAUAACCCUUUAAAGCAUUUUCAAGUACGUGUUCUUCGUGGGAUGCUAAUAUAAGACAAUAAUAUCAACAAUUAAAAGAUAUAAAGAUGUAAUUGAUAAUAUCUACGUCUUGAUUUGAUAUCUCUCAUUUUGAAUAAAUUAUACGAAUUAUGUUUAAAUUUUGUUUCCUUAAUAUUUGAAUGUAUAUUUCGAUAUUUUUGUUUUGUUUUCACGAUACUAUGUCCUAUGUACUAUUUCUAAUGUAUCCUACUUUUACGUAUUGAACGAUGCAUCCUAUCUAAAAUUUGAGCCCUACUGGAUUAAGGAAAGUUUUACAAGCAUGUUACACGCGUAGGGCCAUGCAGAAGGGCAAAAUAAAAAUGCUAAUGUUAUCGAAUACAAUGUUCCUUGCAAAGUGCACGCAGGAUAGGGAGAUAGUGUGUACAAACACAAAAAUCAUAAAAUCUAUCGAUUAUUAUGUUACGAUUUAAAAAGCGGUGGUGACUUUAAGUGGUUUAUGUUAUCGAGCAAUGUAUUAAUCAAUCGAUCGAAAUUAUUUCUUUGCAAUUUAUACAGAUGUCACGCUCAAAUAUAUUCAGUUAUGUAUUAACACAUUGUCACAAACGAUAGACAGAAGUUUUUCAUUUGUACUUUCAAUGAAUACGUCGAUACGAAAGAACGAUUUACUUUUUGUAAAUCGCGCUAGAUAAUGUUUUCUGGUUUUAUACUACACUCUGUGUACUAUAAAUUUUGUAAAUCUAAAUAUUGCUUUAAGUAUAUAUCGUGUACAGUAAAAUCUACUUCUUAAGUGUAUUAUUUUUAAUGUGUAAAUAACUCGCACGAAAGGACAGAUUAAUGUUGUAAAAAAAACAUAGUAAAGUAUUACUACCUUGUACACCAUUCAGAAAUUGAAUUUUGUCAAAUAUGUGUUUGUAGAAUUUCCUUUUAAUCGGAUUAUAAAGAAUGCUAUAUUUUUAUUCGUAUAGUCCUAAAAUGUUUGUCACACGUUUAUGUUAUCAUUUUAAUUGACGAUUAAAAUGGUAACGAUGGUUCUGCUUUCUCCAUCACCUUCAAUCUGGCAAUUACUGGUACAUACUCUUAGAAAAGUUUAUCGAUUACGUAUUAAACACAGUGUUACAUAGAUAUUAUUUAUAGUUCAAUUUGAAUAAGAGGGACCACAGUACAAUACCAUAGAAUGAAUUUAUCAUUUACCUAUUCUAAAGUGCUUUAGAUGAUUACGUGCGUUAAAAAAAAAGUUAUUUAAUUACUUUCAACCACUUAUAGUUAUUUUAAUUUUUUCAAAUUAAAAAAAGAUAGUACAUCAGCCCUUAAUCUAAAAUAAUACCGUGAUUUAAUUUUACCGUUUCCACAUAACGUAAUUCAAAUCUGUUUUAUUACAUAUUUUACAUAGUAAUCUUCUAACACAUCUUACCAUAAAAUUGUCAUGUUUUAUUUACAUAGAGCCCUCAGCUUUGCAUCUCUACGUCAGGAUUUAACGAACUAUAUGGAGAAAAAUAUUAAAUGUUGUUUCAGUAUUUAAAUGCACAUGUCGUCUUAAGUUGUGCUUUUAAUGUAACUAUGCGUACAGUAUAAACAAAUUUUAUUACAGCUUUAUGUAAUAUAUUAAAAUACGAGAUCUAUACUAUUCUUCUAACUUACUCUACAGCGAAAUACAUUCUGAAGGAGUCCAUAGGCAGAGCCAACUCAUGUUGAUAUGUGCAUUAAUAUAAAAUUUAUAUAAUUUGUAUCUUUACUAAAUUGUAUUAUGUUUUUGUUACCCAUCAGUAUUGAUUAGGUUUAUGUAUAUGUGUAAUAGUUACAUGUACAUUGAAGUCAUGCACGAAUAUUAGUUAGAAAUUGAUCGAAAACUGAAAAGGUACAGUCAAUCGUAAAAUACUGUUUUUUAAGCUCAUCGCGGAUGUGCAAAAUUAUCAUCAAAUUAAGAAGAGGUUACAAAGGAACAUAUAUUCUUUUUAUCUACACAGAGGAUAUAUUGCAACAAAAAAUCAUUUAUAUAAACGAAAGUACCGAUGAAACAUCGCUGAUAGGAGCGAGACAUAUUUGGUAACAUUUGUACUUAUUAUGGAAACAGAAUGAUUUUAAUCUUGCUGCAAAAAAAAAAAGAAAAUGAUGCGAAAUGCGAUUACAGUUUUAAUCAUUUGUUAUUAGCGAGUCACCUCUUUUAUGCUAUCAAAAUUCAAUAUUUCGUCAGUUACGAAAUUGUUCACGUAUGAAACAUUUCUUACUAGUUUCUAAGUUAAUAAAAGUACUACAGCAUAAU